CAUUCAUAAAGUAUUCUGUUCCAGCUGCUGGAGGACAACAUCAUCACUUUUGUGAAGAACGAGCUGAAGAAGAUCCAGAAGGUUCUGAGUCCAGAUUACCCAGAAUGCUUAGAGAGUCGGAGGAGCAGCAGCAGAGAGGCAUUUGUGAAGAUCACAGUGGACUUCCUGAGGAGAAUGAAGCAGGAGGAGCUGGCUGACCGUCUGCAGAGCAGAACUACCAUUAGGAACUUCCAGUGGAGUAAGUGUGAACUCAAAUCUGCACUGAGGAAGAAGUUCCAGUGUGUGUUUGAGGGCAUUGCUAAAGCAGGAAACCCAACCCUUCUGAAUCAGAUCUACACAGAGCUCUACAUCACAGAGGGAGGGACUGCAGAGGUCAAUGAUGAACAUGAGGUCAGACAGAUUGAAACAGCAUCCAGGAAACCAGACAGACCAGAAACAACCAUCAGACAAGAAGACAUCUUUAAAGCCUCACCUGGAAGAGCUGAACCAAUCAGAAGAGUGCUGACAAAGGGAGUGGCUGGCAUUGGGAAAACAGUCUUAACACAGAAAUACAGCCUGGACUGGGCUGAAGACAAAGCCAACCAGGACAUCCAGUUCAUGUUUCCAUUCACUUUCAGAGAGCUGAAUGUGCUGAAAGAGGAAAAGUUCAGCUUGGUGGGACUUGUUCAUCACUUCUUUACUGAAACCAAAGAAGCAGGAAUCUGCAGCUUUGAAGACUUCCAGGUUGUGUUCAUCUUUGAUGGUCUGGAUGAGUGUCGACUUCCUCUGGACUUCCACAAAACUACAAUCCUGACUGACCCUAGAAAGUCCACCUCAGUGGAUGUGCUGCUGAUAAACCUCAUCAGGGGGAAACUGCUUCCCUCUGCUCGACUCUGGAUAACCACACGACCUGCAGCAGCCAAUCAGAUCCCUCCUGACUGUGUUGGCAUGGUGACAGAGGUCAGAGGGUUCACUGACCCACAGAAGGAGGAGUACUUCAGGAAGAGAUUCAGAGAUGAGGAGCAGGCCAGCAGGAUCAUCUCCCACAUCAAGACAUCACGAAGCCUCCAGAUCAUGUGCCACAUCCCAGUCUUCUGCUGGAUCACUGCUACAGUUCUGGAGGAUGUGCUGGAAACCAGAGAGGGAGGACAGCUGCCCAAGACCCUGACUCAGAUGUACAUCCACUUCCUGGUGGUUCAGGCCAAAGUGAAGAAGGUCAAGUAUGAUGGAGGAGCUGAGACAGAUCCACACUGGAGUCCAGAGAGCAGGAAGAUGAUGGAGUCUCUGGGAAAACUGGCUUUUGAUCAGCUGCAGAAAGGAAACCUGAUCUUCUAUGAAUCAGACCUGACAGAGUGUGGCAUCGAUAUCAGAGCAGCCUCAGUGUACUCAGGAGAGUUUCUGGCUGCUCUUCAUGUCCAUCUGACCUUCAUCAACUCUGGACUCAAUCUAAUGGAAGGACAACAAACAACGUCCAAGCGGUCUAACUUUUUUAGAAAAAAAGAGUCUCUCCACCAGAGUGCUGUGAACAAGGCCUUACAGAGUUCAAAUGGACACCUGGACUUGUUCCUCCGCUUCCUCCUGGGUCUUUCACUGCAGACCAAUCAGACUCUCCUACGAGGUCUGCUGACACAGACAGGAAGUAGCUCACAGACCAAUCAGGAAACAGUCCAGUACAUCAAGAAGAAGCUCACUGAGAAUCUGUCUGCAGAGAAAAGCAUCAAUCUGCUCCACUGUCUGAAUGAACUGAAUGAUCGUUCUCUACUGGAGGAGAUCCAACAGUCCCUGAGAUCAGGAAGUCUCUCCACAGAUGAACUGUCUCCUGCUCAGUGGUCAGCUCUGGUCUUCAUCUUACUGUCAUCAGAAAAAGAUCUGGAUGAGUUUGACCUGCAGAAAUACUCUGCUUCAGAGGAGGCUCUUCUGAGGCUGCUGCCAGUGGUCAAAGCUUCCAACAAAGCUCUGCUGAGUGUCCCUGAUCUCUCUGAAAGAGGGUAUGAAGCUCUGUCCUCAGUUCUCAGCUCCCAGUCUUCUACACUGAGAGAGCUGGACUUAAGUAAAAACAACCUGCAGGAUCCAGCAGUGAAGUUUCUUUCUGCAGGACUGAGAAGUCCACACUGUAAACUGAAUACUCUGGGACUGAGUCACUGUAAGCUCUCAGAGAGAGGCUAUGAAGCUCUGUCCUCAGUGCUCAGCUCCCAGUCCUCUAGUCUGAGACAGCUGGACCUGAGUAACUCUGACCUGCAGGAUUCAGGAGUGAAGUUUCUGUCUGCUGGAGUGAAGAGUCCACACUGUAAAAUGGAAACUCUCAG
This is a messenger RNA of Pelmatolapia mariae (spotted tilapia), 2285 nucleotides long. RefSeq names its product NLR family CARD domain-containing protein 3-like. NCBI's taxonomy places the organism in Eukaryota, Metazoa, Chordata, Actinopteri, Cichliformes, Cichlidae. The transcript is spliced from 5 exons. The record is from RefSeq and is a predicted model, not a curated record. The annotation marks the transcript as partial. Gene Ontology annotation, biological process: intracellular signal transduction. Gene Ontology annotation, molecular function: protein binding.